CAUGUUGUUGUAGUUCAGUUUGACUGGACCGUCAUAUCCCACCGUUCCUGUAUGUCUCAGCGAUCAUCGCCCUACUCCCGUCUAUGACAACGGGACAUCGCUAUUAAACUGGUGGGAGCAAACGCCGAAUGGCACAAUGAAUUUAAGUUUGGAUCUGUCGCGGAAAAACCCACAGGAGGACUUUGAGCUGAUCCAGAGGAUCGGGAGCGGAACCUAUGGAGAUGUCUACAAGGCUCGUAACGUCAGCACUGGAGAACUGGCUGCUAUCAAAGUCAUCAAAUUAGAACCAGGAGAAGACUUUGACGUGGUGCAGCAGGAGAUUAUUAUGAUGAAAGAUUGUAAACACUCAAACAUUGUGGCAUAUUUUGGCAGUUACCUCAGGAGAGAUAAAUUAUGGAUCAGUAUGGAAUAUUGUGGCGGUGGCUCACUCCAGGAUAUUUACCAUGUUACUGGGUCCUUGUCAGAAUCCCAGAUUGCGUAUAUGUGUCGUGAAACACUGCAGGGUGUUUACUAUCUCCAUAACAAAGGCAAGAUCCACAGAGACAUAAAGGGAGCAAAUAUUCUGCUGACAGACAAUGGCUAUGUUAAGCUAGCGGAUUUUGGUGUUUCGGCUCAAAUAUCAGCGACUUUAGCAAAGAGAAAGUCUUUCAUUGGAACUCCAUAUUGGAUGGCACCUGAGGUGGCAGCCGUGGAGAGGAAAGGGGGCUACAAUCAGCUCUGUGAUAUUUGGGCCGUGGGCAUUACAGCUAUUGAGCUAGCAGAGCUAGAGCCACCCAUGUUUGACUUACACCCCAUGAGAGCUCUUUUCUUAAUGACCAAAAGCAAUUUUCAGCCACCCAAACUGAAAGAUAAAGUCAAGUGGACAAAUAAUUUUCAUCACUUUGUGAAAAUGGCUUUGACUAAAAAUCCCAAGAAGAGACCAACCGCUGACAGAUUACUACAGCAUCCGUUUGUAACUCAGCCACUUAGCCGCACUCUUGCCAUUGAGUUGCUGGACAAAGCCAGCAACCCUGACCAAAGCACACAUAGUGAUGCAGAAGAGGAUGAACUUGAUCCAGAGUCACCUGUCUCGGUUCCACAUCGAAUCCGUUCGACUAGCAGGAGCUCACGAGACGGAAAGACUCUGUCUGAGAUCAACUUUGAUAAGGUGAAGUUUGACCCACCGCUAAAGAAAGAGACUGAACCACAUCAUGACAUGGAUCUGCCAUUAGAGCCACAGAGCAUUCUGGGAAAUAACAAGAGUCUAUUAAGAUCUGUUGCUGAGGAACUUAGUCAAAGGGGUCAUGUGACACAUUUAGAGGAUGAGGAGGAGGAUGAAGGUGAUGAUUUGCACGAUAACUCCACGUCAACCAUGAGGCCUAAAGUACCGCCCCCCCUACCUCCCAAGCCGAAGUGUCUGUCUCAGAGCAGUACAGCCUCAGAGGACAGUAGUGGAGAGGGAACUAUCAAACGUUGUCCACCUUCUUCAAGCUUCACCCCUCCUGCACGCCCAACUUCCUGUGUUCCUCCCAGACCACCACCUCCUCGCCUGCCUCCACACAGGCGUAGUAGUCUAGGUAGUGGACUUUCUGUUCAAGAAAAUGAAGAGAGAGUAAAACUGGCGUCUCUUCCUGCAUCUGGUUUACAGAAACCAAUCAGUAAUGGCCUGCCACCUACCCCUAAAGUACAUAUGGGAGCUUGUUUCUCUAAGGUGUUUAAUGGCUGUCCACUGAAGAUACACUGUGCAUGUUCCUGGAUAAACCCGAACACCAAGGAUCAGUAUUUGAUUUUUGGAGCAGAGGAAGGAAUUUAUACUCUGAAUCUGAACGAAAUCCACGAGAGCAGCAUGGAACAGCUGGUUUCACGGAGGUGCACAUGGGUGUACGUAAUGAACAACUGGCUGCUCUCUAUAUCAGGUAAAGCAUCUCAGCUAUACUCCUACAACCUGACAGGGCUCUUUGAGCAAGCACGACAGAUGCAGAAGUUACCCGUUGCCAUACCAACGCAUAAACUCCCAGACAAAAUCAUCCCUCGGAAGUUUACUGUGUCCAAUAAAAUACCAGAUACCAGGGGUUGUCAGAAAUGCUGUGUAGUGCGAAACCCAUACACAGGUCAUAAGUACUUAUGCGGAGCUUUCCAGUCUAGUGUAAUGCUGUUUGAAUGGGUGGAGGCUAUGCAACGCUUCAUGUUGAUAAAGAGUAUAGACCUUGCUCUGCCAUGUCCAUUAGAAGUCUUUGAGAUGUUGGUGGUUCCUGAGCAGCAUUAUCCACUGGUUUGUGUGGCAGUCAGUAAAGGGAGUCAACCCGAUCAGGUGGUCACAUUCGGCACUGUUGAUCCAAAUGCUGCCAUUCCUGCUUUUAUGGAGCCAGAAACGCCUCAGACAUGUGUGAUUCAUGUGACUCAGCUGGAGAGAGACACUGUUCUUGUGUGUCUAGAUCGGUGCAUCAAACUGGUGAAUUUGCAGGGCAGACUAAAAUCCAAUAGGAAACUGUCAACAGAACUUACAUUCAACUUCCAGAUAGAGGCAAUAGUAUGUCUUCAGGACAGUGUUUUGGCAUUCUGGAAACAUGGAAUGCAGGGACGAAGCUUUAAAAACAGCGAGAUUACUCAGGAGAUUUCUGACAACUCAAGAAUCUACAGGCUGUUGGGUUCAGACAGAGUGGUGGUGUUGGAAAGCAAACCGACAGAAGACCCAACAGCUCAAAGUAAUCUUUACAUCCUCGCGGGCCACGAAAACAGCUACUGAUAAUGCAGGCACUACUGACAACACACACUGCCUUAACACACAGUAAAGCCACACUACAUGUUGCACACUACAAAGUAUGUUACGGAGACAUAUACACCUCAUGUUCAUUUGUAAAACUACUGAACAAAAGACAAAGUAACUAAACGCUGCAAUUCAAAAAAAAGAACACUACAGAUUACGCUUGGCUUGAUACCACAAUGUUGACUUCGGUACGACACCAGCCCCUGGCAAAUCAGUAUUGAUGCUAAAUCGAUACCUUGAUGUUAAAUAUGUGUGAUUGAUUUGCAUAUCCUGUAUUUCAAUAAUUUACUAAACUAAUACCGCAAUUGAGAUUUACAUGAGAUCUGUCAUGUAUAGGCAGAUAGGGCCAAUCUUUAAAUCUCGCAGAGUCAAAGACGAACUCAGCUUGGGUUUUAUAAUUUAAAGUCUGCCCUUUUGUGACCCUGUCUGUGAUUGACUGGUUCUCUGAUUCACUGUUUUCCACACAAAUAAUCCUACAUAACGUAAAUAACAUUCUGUGAAAAGAAAUAUAACCUUGAUGUAUUUAAUAUUGACUUUGUAGGUCAUGUCAAAAAUUGAAAUCAAUGUGAAAGCAAUGAUUAACCCCAUUCACACAGCACUUUGAAUCCCAGAAAAUUGCCUUAAAAUUGCCGGAGAGCCCUCUUUGUGAACACAAACACGUCCUGUAAAGAAUCACAAGCCAUUUUUUUGUUAAAAUGUAAAAAUAUGUACAAAACAUUACAACCAAUAUUCCCUACACCCUUAUUGAAGGUGCAAUUUUAGCAUGCGGACAAAAUCAAAAUAUCUGAAGAUUAAACGCCCACUCAAGAAGGAGCAGUAGCGACAAAAAAGGCAUAAUAAAACAGAUAAAUCAUAUAGGCAUGUUUGUCUUUCAUUUAGAAAGUUAUUUUAGAAUCUGUGCAACCUGUGUUCUCAUAUAUAUUUCAGACCUGGGAUGGCUAUUUCAAGCUUUUCAGAUUUGUUAUUACUAAAGCGCUAAUUUGACAAAGCAAAAUCAGUUGCAGCUGUUUGUGCAGCUGCAUUAUAAAACUGUGACAAAACUAUCCCUUGCAUUUAAGAUCAAUGAAACGUGCGCCGUGAUGAUGCUUAGUGCAAAUUCAUAGUCGGAUUGAAACCCAAACUAAUAGCACCUGUCAAAAAGUUGCCCCAAGAAGAUGCUGCGGACUCAUUGCAUGUUGUUCUCCUGAGUCUGAUAUGAUGCUCUGCAGAAAAUAAACUUGUGACGAUGAUCCAUGAGAAAAGGCAGAAACAAUGCAGUAAGGGGCAUGCCGUAGUGAGGACGCGUCAUUGUAACAAGUUUUUGUUUAGCUCCUUAAAACCUGGGAUCUAAAUGCAUAUUAACAUUCACACAAAAAACUGCAAACUGGACUGAAGUAGAGAUCAGGGAGCUCCUCACUAUCUACGCUAAAGUUGAGAUCAUUUACCAGUAUAACAGAACACCACGUCACACACUCCUUAAUGAUCUUAUAAUGAACAAAAAUGCAUGCACAUGGUUUUUCAAGAGAGAGAAAUCACAGACAAUAAGCAAACUUUCGAUUUCUGGAAAAAUCUGAAAAGUGCUGGACUUAAAAUAUGUCACGUCUUUACGGGAUCUUAAAAGGUACUCCACCUAUAUUGACUUGUAUGGCUUUAGGGAUUUACUAGGAGGUUGUCUAGGAGUUCGCCUUUUUUUUCAAACUACAUGACGUCAAAUGGUAACAGUCCAAACCCGUUCUCUGUUUUCUGUCAGAUGUGAAAAUGCCAAUAAAAUAAGCUGUCAAACAGAAGAUGAAUGAUAAUAAUUAGGGCUGGGCGUAGAUUUAUCUAGAUUAAUCUCAUACAAAAUAAAAGUAAUUUUUUGCAUAAUAUAUGAGUUUGUGCUGUGUGUAAAUGUUAUGUAUAUUUAAACACACAGACAUAUAUAUAUAUAUAUAUAUAUAUAUAUAUAUAUAUAUAUAUAUAUAUAUAUAUAUAUAUAUAUAUAUAUAAUAUAUAAAAAUAUAAGUAAAUAUAUAUACACAUGUUAAUGUUUCUUAAAGGACAAGUUCGGUAUUUUAGACUUAAAGCCCUGUUUUCAGAUUGUUUAUGGUGAAAUAGAAUGGUUUUGACUGAAAUUUCGACAUUUGCGGCUGCCCUGAGAAUUUUCGCGUGUUUGUGUUUCAUCUCACACCUCUACAAUGGGUUUAAUGGUGCACUGGAACAAUCCUUCCUAAAAUGCAUUAAACUUUCGUUUACAAAGACGUGAAACUCACCGAGUGGUCAGGGGUGUUAACUGAUAUGCUCACACAAAAAUCGCUGCAAACGAUGCUUUCCAACAGCUGUUUUAGCAUUCGUUGUUAACUUGUGGACCUAUUUUUCCAAACGCCUCACACCCGUACAUUCUUCCGCUUAGAGCUUGAAUAAUAGACACUCCAGCCCAGGUGGUGGCGCUAAUCCGCCAUUGCCAAUUGCAAGAAUAGAAACAAAGUUCCCGGCACGGAGUAAUACCGUACCUCACAGGACAUCUAAUACAAGUCAAUGGAGUUGGUAAAAACUACUUUUCAAAAUCUUGCUGGAUGAGCGUUGUUUUCAUCCUAAUCCUACCCCCAAACAUAGCCCUAAAUCAGCUCAGGCACCACGGGGGCAAAGGGGGACAUGGACCCCCAGAAAGAAUUUGUGCCCCCCAGUUUUCUUAACAGACGUAAAUGAAAGCAUUCUUGGAGAGAUAAAUUUAGUCAUAUACUUUGAUAUAACGAUUUCGUUAAUAACGUGUAUAACUGAAUUUAUGACUGGAACUAACUAAUCUGUUUGCAAAUAAAAACGAGCCUACAGGACUGCGCAGUGAAAUUCAGCGACCUAGGUGGCAUUUUCUUGAUGUUUCAGCCUGCGAGGUUUUAAACAUUCGUUUCUUAAAUGCAACUAAAAGGAGCUUAGUAAUAUCAUGUCACUAUCACCAUCAAAGUGAACUACGAAGAUAAAUCAGACAUAAUUAUUAAAACUGAACAUCAGGGUUUCCGUCCGGCGCUAACAAUUGCAGCAGGGACGAGAAACAAGCUCAAGUCAGUCCAGUUCGCUAUUGGGGGAGUCCAGUCAGAGCAGGGAACAAUCCAAAGAUAAGAGCAGGUUAGGAGUCAGAUGGUUAGCAGAGAGAUUAAAAAGCAUCCAGGACCUUAGACAGCACAGAGGAUGACAAACCAGGAAUCAAUUCCGAAAGAGAGAUCCGUAUCUAAAAUAUAUAAGAUUUCACUUUCCCAACAUUUAUUUUAUUGUCCUUAAAAGAGUUGCUCAAUACUGUUCAUGUUGCAAGAGCAGUUUCUCUUCUUUUUAUGUAUGACUGCUAUGUUGCAUUAUAAUAAUCCUAAUAUUCAUUUAAAUAAGAUGGUAUUUUAAAAAUAUUUCAGCAGAAACAUACACUCUUAGAUAUCCCACAUAAAAAGUUUUUAUAGUAAACUGUGGUAAAAGUUCUACAUACUGGCGUUUUUAAACUUACUACAUUAAAUAAUGGUCAUUUCCAUGGGGGUUAUUUCCCACCACUAUCGUAUAUUAAUAUGUAUUAUGAGAGUAAGGUGAAAAACAUACACUUUAGCCCUUUUCACACAGAGAUUUCGGAAAAUGCAUCCUGGAUUUUUCCGGGAUAGUUUGAUUUUUUGUUCAUUCACACUGCCAAUGAUUUGCCGGCAUCUGCAAGGUUCCGGAAAGACACGUGACCUGUUUAAGGUCCUGCCCUAUCUUCUACACAGCAUCUGAAGUUUGCAUAUUAUUUAUCUCUCCAGAAACCACCCGCGUGCAUUUUUGUUAAUGAUAAGAUUGUAAAGGAGCGUGUGACGCGCCGUUCUAUGCUGGUGAAUGAUUUCAGCUUCACUGUGGAUAUUUGAUGAGCUCCCUGAUCUCUGCUUUAAUCCAGUUUGCAGACAUUUCUCACCAUGAAUGUUAAUAUGCAUUUAAAACCCCAGUUUUGAGGAGCUGAACAAUAAAUCUUGUUGGGAUGAGCUUGGGCAUUUCUGUUUAUUUUAAGCUCAAAUUAGCACGUGAUGCAAUAUUCUUCUAUGCUGCUUAAUGAUCUCCGUUUCAGCGCGGUAAGUGAUGAGCUAACUUACCUGAUAUCUGCUUCAGUCCAGUUUGCUGACAUUUCUCGUCGUGAAUGUUGUAUUGCAUGUAAAUCCGUCAUUUUAAAAAGUUGAAACAACUUCAUGUUGCCAUGACACGCCCAUCUUGUUUAUGCGUCUCAUUUAUCAUUUCCUGAUAACUGCUUCAAUCUAGUUUGCAACAUUUCUCAUUGUGAAUGUUGAUAUACAUGUAAACCUCUCGUUUUAAAGAGCUGAACCAUAACUUUUGUUGUGAUGACGAUCGUAUCCUAACUACGACAUGCCCAUUAAGGCAUUGUUUCGGCUUCUUGUUCACACAGAGGGUUUUUUCGUAUAUCUUACAAGGUCCUCUUUCCGUCACGAUCUCAGAAGAUUUACGGGACGUGUUUGUGUUCACACAGACACUUGUCUGGCAAUUUUACUGUUAUUUUCUGGGACCAAAGGUCUGUGUGAAUGGGGUUCUUGAUUGGAAGUAACAGCCAAAGGCAGUGGAAUGUGGCAUUGUAACUAAACACCUGUCGUCUGCCUGGCCAUGUGACGUCAUUUACCCAGAAUGCACUGCACGUAAACAGUAAUGGCGGCCUCCAUAUGUUAAAGUUCGGGAUCACAUUUUGAGAUUUUUUUUAAAUAAUGAAAUUUUUUAAAAGAUUUGUGUUUGUAGCAACGGUUUUAGUAAUAUAAGUCAUUUAUAGCGUGCUACAGCAUACAAAACGUUACAGACGGAGUACCUUUUAACGGUGUGUGUGUGUUAAUGCACCCACAGAUUCUGGAAAAUCAUUGGCAGUGUGAAUGAAACAAAAUCAAACAAUCAUGGACGGAUCCAGGGACACAUUUUCUGUGUAUUUUCCGUUAACUAUGUGUGUAAAGGGCUAUUGAAAUCCAACUUUGAUGCUCCUAAUUUCAUAAUUAGAUUGAGACUUUAGCCUGGAUUUCACAGACAGGGUCACAUUUUUCCAUGCAUUGUCGACUUUUGGUGCAAAAGAUUUGCUUAUUAAAUCCCUUAAGUGAUACAUGCAUCAGUUAAUUUCUAAACCCCCUAAAAUCUAACUUUGCUUUCUCAAUUCACACUAAACUGCCUGUUUGUACCAGGUACCAAAAUGAUCUAAAUGUUGGUAUUGUGCCGUUUUUAAGUUUUGGUACUGCUGUACUUUAAAUUCAAUUUAACCUUACAGAUGCAUUUUAACACAUAAAUGCAGUAAAUGCAAACACUACAGAGAAAUCUUGAUACACAACCACUGCAACAUCCGAUCAGUAUAACAGAAAGGUACCCUAAUGUCUAAAAGAUGAAACAGAUAGCCUGUUUUUAUAUCUGGCAUGACUGACAAAUGUAGGACCAUCAUGUUAGCUUUCUAGCCUUCAGUACUACAGUAACAAAUAGCUUCUCUCUGUGUCAUACUGUACUAAUUACUCCAGAUCUAAUCAUCUCAAUGUCUUCAUCUCUCUACCGUGGUCUUUUUCUCUUCUGACCUUUAGUGAUUAAGUCAGUGAUCCUCCAAUUUUAUGUCCCACCAGCUGAAGAUUUUCUCAUUAACAGCACAAGGACAGAUAGUGGAGCUUUAGUACAGCUGUUUAUAUUGGUCCUGUACUAAAUGGUAGACCUAAUGUGUAUUUGCACACCUGUGAUUGCGGUCACAUCAAGGUGUUUGUGAAGUCCAUGAGACUGGUGUCUAUGAGAUAGAUGGCACUAUCAUAUCCUGAUGUUAUGCUGCCUCUCAUGUUAUUCAAACUGAGGAAAACUCCAACAGGGAUGCUUGUAUUGACCUUCACACUGUUGCAGUCGUCUCCCACAGUCUUGGUAGAUUUAACAUUGAUUGACUAAUUUAAAUGCAUUCAGUAACUAAAACUAUUCAGAUUCAUCAGAAAACUAUUGAGACAUUUCUUUUUAGUCUAAUUUAACAUCAGUUCUUCAAGUACUAUGGUAGUAUUAUGGUACCAGUGUCAGAAAUUACAUUUUACAUUAGGGGCAAGUCUGCCCUUUAAAUAGGAUUUUUAGUUUUGUUUUGCCUGUAUAAAAGGAUAUGUUCAUAUUAAAUAUGUUGCUUUAUUAUAUUUAUAUAGUCAGGGAUCUGAAAAAAAUCACUUUCGCCCCGGUUCUCCCCUAAUGAAAAUCAAAAGAAGUGAUUAAAAAAAUUUAAGGAAAUUUUGGUUACUUCUAAUGGUCUUAUUUUUCUCAAGUUCCCCUUAAUUUUUGACCCUGAAUGGUACAGUGAUGGUAUCAGACUAUAAUACCUUGGUACUUUGAUGAUAUUGAAUUAUUACCAUAUUCAUAUACCAUGGUUUUUAUAUGGUAUAUGUCCAGAAAUGUAUGUGAUUACCAUGGUAGCUUAACUAUGUUAAUAUGAUUGUCUCUCUCUGUAAAUCUCUUAAUUCAGCGAAACAGCAUUAUGUUUAGUACAUAGUCUUGUCAUGGCCCACAUUCAUGAAAAUUGAGAAAAUUUUGUGACCUGAAAGGCUGUUUUAUUUUAAUAUUUAUAAAGAAAAGCCAAGUGUCAUAUUUAUGUUAAUUACCAAGCACUGUUAUUGAAGGUUUGCACAAUAAGUUUUAUUCAGAUGUGAGUGUGUUAUUGAGCAAAUACACAUUUCUGGUCACUGUAAAUAUGAUAGAAAAAACACAAUGUCAUAUGAAUGCAGUAUAUACAAAUCAUUAAUAUGAAAGUUGAAAGGUUUUUCUAGAAUGUAGCUGUCGUGUCUGUUAACAUUCAUAGCAUUUCCAUCUGUGUGAUAUAUCUGAACACUAGUUUUUUUCUUCAAAAUAUCAGUCAUGUUUUGUUUAACUAAAUGGGUAAAUUAAGCAUGUCGUCUCUACCUCUAACAUGCCUUCAUAAACUUUAGAUCUAUUGAACAUUUUUAAACCUUGAUAACUGAUUAAUGUCCAUGUUACAGCUUUUUAGUUAUAGAUGUUGUUAAGACCCAGAUGAAACCAUGUUUGAGGCACGUCUACAAUAACAUUUCAUCUAUGUUUGAAAGCAUCACACACGUAAUAUCUGAUGCUUUGAAUUCAGAGUGUGAAAACCAUUAACAGACUAUUUCAAAUCAACUACAACAGAGUUCUCUUUAUGUUAUUCACAUGUUUUGUAUAUAGUGUAAAAUAAUUUGAGUUUUACAGACUGUAUAAAGCCAAUAUUUUGUUUCAAAUGUGAAACUCUUUUAUGAGAUUUAACACAAUAAACUAAGGUGAAAAAGUAAAAAUA
Molecule: messenger RNA, 9980 nt
Organism: Paramisgurnus dabryanus
Lineage: Eukaryota; Metazoa; Chordata; Actinopteri; Cypriniformes; Cobitidae
Source: RefSeq, a predicted model, not a curated record